UUGUCAAAUUGUAUCUGUGGUGGUAGCUAUGAAUGUGUCAAUAAUUUCGAUAACAUUUACUAAAAAAUUACAAACUGAGCAUUUUAAUUAAAUUAUCAUAAAUUUACUGAUAUGUAAGUAGGUUUUUUGCGUAGAAAAGUGAAUUUUGAAGCAUCACCAAGAAAAUACCAAUAGGUUAAGGAGCAAACAAGUAAAAAUGGAUACGUUUAAGUGUGAAACAACAGUCCACUUUCUGGCUAGUUUAGUUAGUUAGACAAUGGAAUUUGAUUUUAACGAAUAUAAAUAGUAUGAAUAAUUAAUUUUGUGUUAACGGUGCUUUUGCUUAAUUGAAAUGGCGGAUUUAAUGCGACCAGGAAACGGUCACAGUAAUGCUGUGAAUGAUAAGCUGGGCUCUCCCAGCACAGGAAGUGAAGAUGGAAACGACAAAGAAACACAAGGAACACCAAAGGAAGCUGAUGAUUGUGAUAUUGGAAACUCUGCUCCUCAUGCUCCACCAGAAGCAAUGUGGUAUCAUGGUAGACUGGACCGCUAUCAGGCUGAAGAAAGGCUUUGGGAGGCAAAAAUACUGGGAAGUUACUUAGUUAGGGAAAGUGACCGUAAACCUGGCUCCUAUGUCCUAUCAUAUCUUGGAAAGACUGGUAUAAAUCAUUUCCGUAUCACAGCAGUAUGUGGUGACUUUUAUAUUGGUGGAAGGCAGUUUGAUUCUUUGAGUGAUCUAGUUGGUUAUUACACAGUAUCAAGUGAUUUGUUGAAAAAGGAAAAGCUUGUUCAUCCUGUACCACCACCAGAACCAGUAAAUGACAAGAAAAGGGUUGUUGCCAUUCUACCUUACACCAAAAUGCCUGAUACUGAUGAACUCAGUUUCAAAAAGGGGGAUAUCUUCUUCGUGCACAAUGAUAUGGGUGAUGGAUGGUUGUGGGUCACUGCACACAGGACAGGAGAACAGGGAAUGAUAUUUACCGAAUUAGUUGAAGACCUGGACGACAGUAUCGACCCUAAUACUGUUUUCCCAUGGUUUCAUCCCAAUUGUACAAAAAACGAAGCUGUAGAUCUCUUAGUAAAAGCUGGACCAGGCAGUUUUCUAGUAAGGCCCAGCGACAACUCUCCGGGCGACUACUCCCUUUUCUUUCACAUUAACAACCAAAUACAAAGAUUUAGAAUAGAAAAAAAGGGGGUGCGUUAUCUUAUGGGAGGCCGCGUCUUCGAAUGUUUGGACGCUGUCAUAAAUAGGUACAGAAAAGAACAAAUAGUCGAAGGGUACACUUUGCAACAUCCUUUGCUGGUUGAUGGCACCAAACAACAAGACUGGGUCCCAGACACUCAAAAAACUAAAUCUGACGCAGCGGCAGAAAAAAUAUACGCGACUUUAAGGGAAUGUAGGGACCAGGCGGGAUUGAAACGUAUGCGAGGCAUAAAACAUCAGGGAUACUUACACAGAAAGUCAGAUAAGGUCGGAAAGAAGUGGAAACUGUUGUACUUUGUCCUUCUGGUCGACGGUACCGACACGCACAUUUAUCUCUACGAUAAUCCUAAACGCACAAAACCCAAGGGCCUUAUUGAUUUGUCCUGCACGUACUUAUACCAGGUGCACGACAGUUUAUGGGAAAGGCCUCAUUGCUUGCAGCUGGUUGAGAGGGCUUUGCCCUGUUUGGCGACGGUCACCCAUCUUGCUGCACCCUCAACAGAGGAAUGCCAAGCGUGGAUAACGGCCCUCAAACCCCUGUGCAUUCCACAGCUUAGCAGGGCCAUGUCAAAGGUGCCAAAAUUGCGAGAGCUUCGUAGUUUGACUCUUCACGUCUUAGACGCUCAUCGAUUGCCAUAUAAAUUUGUGCCACAGCCCUUUAUUACACUUCAAAUGAACAACCAAGUAAGGAUAGCGAAGACAAGGAUUAAAUCGGGGCCUGAUCCUGUGUGGGACGAAGAAUUCGUUUUUGAUGAUGUACCGUGUGAUAUUGUGUCGUUAACGUUGACGAUACACAACAAAGGAAAGAGAGGAAAAGACUCGGAAGUUGCGGAACUUCACAUAGAAUUGGAAUCGUUAGGAAAUGGGGAAGAGAAAGAGGAAUGGUACAGCCUCUCGGGAUUAACACCAAUCGGGGAAUGGGGCUCCCUAAGAUUGCGCACAAGAUUUCUUCACGAUUUAGUGAUGCCUGCAGAAGAGUACAGUCCUUUGCAACAGUUGCUUUUAGAACCUGGUCUAACGUCGGUCAAAUGUCUGGCGGAAAUAUGUCACUCCGAUAGGGCUCCUCUGGCCACGUCGUUGCUUAGAGUUUUCAGAGCUGAAGGGCGAGAAACUGAACUUUUGCAAGAACUUAACUCUGCAGAAGUAGGAAGAGAGACUGAUACGUCGACCCUGUUUAGGGCUGCGAGUCUUGCUACCACUCUCAUGGACCUGUACAUGAGGGAAGAGUGUAGUGGUUUUUUGCAGGCGGCUGUACUUGAAACCGUCCUCAGACUCCUGGAGACGAAGCAGAGCGCGGAAUUGAACCCUGCCAAAAUGGAUUCUCCCGACGAUGCUUGCAACAACGCCGAAUUUCUUUUACAAAUACUCGAUCAGAUAACGCUGAGCAUUUUUAUGUCUCCGGACGCAUGUCCCAGAUCUGUUCGUUACAUCUGUGGCUGUUUGCAAAGAGCUGUGGUGGCAAAAUGGCCUGGUGAAAGACUCGUACGAACUAGAGUGGUAUCUGGAUUUAUAUUCUUAAGACUGUUGUGCCCUGCAUUACUUAACCCCAGACAAUUUGGUCUAGUGAGCGAACAGCCCAGCUCAACGGCCACCAGGAGUCUCAUUAUGGUCGCUAAAUGCUUACAGAACUUGGCCAAUUUGGUAGAAUUUGGAGGCAAGGAACCCUAUAUGGAGGUAGUAAACCCCUUCAUUCUUAAAAACAAGGAGAGGAUGGUGGUGUUUUUGGAUCAGUUAUCGGCCGUACCAGACCCCGGGGAACCCCGAAUGACCAACAAGACCGAUACUGCUCGUGAACUGGCAACGUUACAUCACAUUUGCGUUGCUCACUUGAUCGAGUUGCAAGCCGUGGCCAAGGUUAAUAACAACGUUAAAACAUUGGUCACCGUAACAGACAUGCUUACGAAACACAAACAAAAGUAUCUCGAAAUGAUAAGAUAAUAAAUAACUUCGUUUUUCAUAAUAAUAACGAAAAAACAUGAUACAAACGAAUGGCUCUUUUUAUGAUUGUAAUAAUACGAACUACAGGUAACACAGAUUUGGUCGAAACGUUUUGUCUUUCGUUUUCUUUUUUCUUUUGAGUCCCCAAUACUGCCCUUUAUCGUUAAUUAGUUCAAAAUUCAGUAAAUUAACCGAGUCUUGAUUAUUUUACAUUGGUGUAGAAUCUUAAAUAUUGGCGAUCGAAACUGAAAACGUUUCCCCAUAAUCUCGAGAUAAUUUUUGUACCCUGAACAAAUGUUGGCUUAAUUAGAAGACGUAGCGACAAAGUGAUUUUUUACCACUAGUUAGCCUUUUUCAUGCUCAUUUACUCAUUAGUAGUUUGGUAACAAUAAUUAUUAAUAAUGAUAUUUAAUAAUGAUAAUAAUAACGAAUCCCAUUUAUAUACAGGAACAAAAAAAUAAUAGUAACGUUAUAAUUUUUAUAAACAAUUGUGUGGUCUAGUCAGCACCCUCGGUGUGUAUUAGGGCUGAUUCUAUAAUGUCAAUUCUAAAGUUAGACUUCGAAACGUGUAGUUCUGUCUGCUUAUAUCUGUUAGUUGGUUAGAAUUUUAGCUGACUUUCGGUUUCUCUUGUGUUCUUUUAGUCGAUUUGUUUCUCUUUAAUUCAACUAUCGAUUGCCAAAAGGCUUUUUUUAUAUUUACAUUUACACCUUUUUAAAUAAAUAGACUGACGAGGUCUCUGAAUAAUAUUACUACGAUAUAAUACUUAUUAAUUAUUCCCUUAAUGAGCUUACAGUAGUUUAUUGACUCUUUUCUACUCGAUAUAUUUAUUCCAUGUGUAUGUAUAUAAUAUAACAUAUUAUU
Molecule: messenger RNA, 3983 nt
Organism: Agrilus planipennis (emerald ash borer)
Lineage: Eukaryota; Metazoa; Arthropoda; Insecta; Coleoptera; Buprestidae
Gene: vap
Product: ras GTPase-activating protein 1
Exons: 11
Coding region: 332-3121 (929 amino acids)
Biological process (GO): regulation of GTPase activity
Molecular function (GO): protein binding
Source: RefSeq, a predicted model, not a curated record